This is a messenger RNA of Cephus cinctus (wheat stem sawfly), 1631 nucleotides long. RefSeq lists its product as uncharacterized. The record is from RefSeq and is a predicted model, not a curated record. Lineage: Eukaryota; Metazoa; Arthropoda; Insecta; Hymenoptera; Cephidae. The coding region runs from base 110 to 1603 and encodes 497 amino acids. The transcript is spliced from 7 exons.
UCAAUGUACGAUAUUAUUCAAAAUAUCACCAGACUGGAAUAAAGUUGAUCGUUUUUUAUUACACGGACGAGAUUUUCUCACGCAUACAGAAGGAAGUGACGGGAUAAAAAUGGAUCUCUUCAUUAAUGACCAGGAACUUUGCGUGGAGUUGCGAGCAACACGUAUCAAAAAAUCACCAGUGAUGUUGGAAGAUAUUUGUUUACCGCAAAAUCUUUUAAUAGAAUUCAUGGCAGAUCCAGAGGGUUCCAUUGAUUUAAAACCAUUUGGACAUCCAUGGGUUCACGUAUUGCCCAGUAUGAAGAGAGGUAUGGUCAUUUCGGUUUCCAAGCAAAUACCAAAAGCUUGUCCCUUCAAAAGUUACGACGAGCUACGAAGACAUUGGAAAAAUAUGCACGGCUAUCGAUUACCAAAAGUAGAGGAAGGAAUCAUAUAUUACGAAAUCCACUUCCCAAUUGCUCAAAGCAACACUUUCACGUAUCCCAAUGUUUGUCUGGCAAAUUCUUUAAAGAUUCUUCGCAAUGGGAAACCGGAAAUUAUCGCCGAUCGAUUUGCGCAGAAUUUUAUGAAAAAGAUAACAAGUGUGUGUGGAACACGAAUAUGGAUAAAUCGUGGUCGCGAUUUGUUAAAUACUAAGGAACUGUUCUUAACAACUAAUAAAAAUAUUGCGACUCUGCAAUCAGAAUCUAAUCCAACAUGGAAUUGUGCGUCGACUUCAUCAAAUGCUGUAGAAUCAUCAGUUAAUUUAACAUUUUCCGACACUUGUGCUAAUGAACUGUGCAGAAAUAUCAGUGGUUUAAUGUCACCAACUCAAAGUUUGCGUGGAAGUAUAACGCAAGAGGCAAUUGAUAUAUUCAAAACUCCAUGCCUGAUGGAUGCAAAUUUGGAUUCGAAGAAAAUUUGGAUCAAUGAUAAAUAUUUAAAUUAUCGAAAGAAUGAAAGUAAUAUUGAUACUAUAAAUAACAAUAGCUCUAAAGGUAACAAGGAUUUGUACUGUCAAAAAGUUCUUCCGAUAUACGAAUGGGAAAGUCAAAAAGUAAAUUCUGUGAAAAAAUUGGAAAUAUCAUCCGAGACUACAAAUCAUUCACAAACAGCGAAUCAAUGUGAAUCACAAUUACCGAGGAAUCGUCAAAUUGAGUUAAACGAGCCGAUAACAAAACGAAUACUGAAACAAUCUCAAAUUGAUUCAUCGCAAAAUCAAAUGAACAAUUUAAACACGAUAGAAAAUAAGCAGUUGAUAACAUAUUUUUUUAAAGAGCAAAAAUCGGUUCAACAGACAACCAGUACAAGUAACAAAAGAGAAUUUGAAUCAUUCAACAUGGCCUCACGUGAAAGCAGAGACGAUAGUCAGUCGCAGAAACAAAGUCAAGAAAUGCUAGUGGAUAAUCAGAGCAAGAAGAGGAGAAUGGAAGUGAGUCGAAAUAUCAGUAUAGAAGACUUGGCAAAACAGAAUAAACUCGAUCAGUUAACUGUACCUGAAUUAAGAAACUGGCUGAAGGAACGUUGCAUUCCGUUUAAAGGACAAGAUCGAAAAUCUAGCUUAAUUAGGGUAAUAAUUUCACAUGUAAAAAAUACGCAACUUCUAACGGAGCGGCUUAAGUUAUAAGAUAGUCAUAUAUUUAAUAAUCUGAAUA